CAUUUCACCGUUCACCGACGCCGCGUCACGCGUACACACGGGCACCGAGCUCUCGCGCUCGCGCUCUCUCGUGGGCAAAAUAGCGCUCUCACGAACGCACACUGAUGCAUUUGACUUUACCGUGUCAGAUCGGACCCGAGCGUUUCAAUCGAUGUCGGAGUUUCACCUCUGGAUAUAAGCCGCAACAUCACCACCAUCAGUUGAAAAUAAAGACCUCAUCAAAGAGGCAAAUUAUGCCAGCAGUACCAGAGUCCCUGUCUCUGGUGACGUGCCAGGCUGUUGGUGAGACCCUCCGCUCCCUCGCCCCUGGCCGGCCCAUGCUGGUGGACGCCCCGCUCAGGCCCACGCCCGCACCAUGAGCGCCAACGGCCCCGCUCCGCCUGCCGCGCCCCCUGCAGCUGCGGUGGCCGUGCCCGUGUCCUCGGUGGUACCGGUGGGCUCGCUGGCCCAAAAGAAACGACAGCAGUAUGCCAAGAGCAAAAAACAGGGCAGUUCGGCCAACACGAGGCCACAGAGAGCUCUCUUCUGCCUCAACCUCAACAACCCCAUCCGCCGGGCCUGCAUCAGCCUCGUGGAAUGGAAGCCAUUCGAUAUCUUUAUAUUGAUAGCGAUUUUCGCCAACUGCAUGGCCUUAGCUGUAUAUAUUCCCUUUCCUGAGGACGACUCCAACUCAACCAACCACGACCUGGAAACAGUCGAAUAUGCCUUCCUUGUCAUUUUUACGAUCGAAACCUUCCUGAAGAUCAUAGCAUACGGCCUGGUGAUGCACCAGAACGCGUACGUCCGAAACGGAUGGAACAUGCUGGAUUUUGUCAUUGUAGUCAUAGGGUUGUUUAGUGUUGUUUUGGAAGUUUUGACCAAAGAUGGGGAGAAGGACAUCGCAGCUCCCCCGGCUGCGCACGGCCACGGUGGAAAAUCUGGAGGAUUCGAUGUCAAAGCCCUCCGAGCCUUUCGAGUGCUGCGACCGCUUCGCCUGGUGUCAGGAGUGCCCAGUUUGCAGGUGGUGUUGAACUCCAUCAUAAAAGCCAUGGUUCCUCUCCUCCACAUCGCCCUGCUGGUUCUGUUCGUCAUCAUCAUCUACGCCAUCAUCGGUUUGGAGCUUUUCAUAGGAAAGAUGCACGCUACGUGUUUUUUUAAAGGGUCAGAUUUAAUUGCGGAGGACGAACCCGCGCCGUGCGCUGUUAACGGUCACGGUCGCACUUGCCCCAUCAACGGCACGGUGUGCAAAGAGGGUUGGAACGGUCCCAACGGGGGCAUCACGAACUUCGACAACUUCAUGUUUGCCAUGUUGACUGUAUUCCAGUGCAUAACCAUGGAGGGCUGGACGGACGUUCUCUACUGGAUGAAUGAUGCAAUGGGUCUGGAGCUGCCGUGGGUGUACUUUGUGAGUUUGGUCAUCUUCGGUUCUUUCUUCGUCCUGAACCUGGUUCUGGGUGUUUUGAGCGGAGAGUUCUCUAAAGAGCGAGAGAAAGCAAAAGCGCGUGGAGAUUUCCAGAAGCUUCGUGAGAAACAACAGCUGGAAGAGGAUCUGAAGGGAUACCUGGACUGGAUCACGCAGGCCGAAGACAUCGACCCUGAGAAUGAGGAGGACGAGGAAGAGAGUAAACGCAAUCCGAGUAUGCCGGCGAGCGAGACCGAGUCCAUGAACACAGAGAAUGAAAAAGGAGAUGACAAGGCAACGUGUUGUGGCCCAACAUGUCAGAAAAUUUCAAAAUCGAAGUUCAGUCGGCGCUGGCGGCGCUGGAAUCGGUUAUGUCGGAGGAAUUGUCGUUUUGCAGUGAAAUCGGUGCCGUUUUAUUGGCUAGUGAUCAUUUUGGUUUUCCUCAACACUUUAACCAUCUCCUCUGAACAUUACAACCAGCCCAUGUGGCUCACACAAGUACAGGAUGUAGCCAAUAAAGUGCUCCUGGCCAUGUUCACGAGCGAGAUGUUGGUGAAGAUGUACAGUCUGGGCCUGCAGGCUUAUUUCGUGUCCCUCUUCAAUCGCUUUGACUGCUUCGUGGUGUGCGGAGGCAUUACGGAGACGAUCCUGGUGGAGUUUGAGAUCAUGUCACCUCUGGGCAUCUCUGUGUUUCGAUGUGUGCGACUACUCAGGAUCUUUAAAGUCACACGUCACUGGGCGUCUCUCAGUAACCUGGUGGCGUCCCUUCUAAACUCCAUGAAGUCCAUCGCCUCUCUGCUGCUGCUGCUCUUCCUCUUCAUCAUCAUCUUCAGUCUCCUCGGGAUGCAGGUGUUCGGCGGCAAGUUCAACUUCGACCAGACGCAGACGAAGAGGAGCACAUUUGACAACUUCCCUCAGGCCUUGCUCACGGUGUUUCAGAUCCUUACCGGUGAAGACUGGAACGCUGUCAUGUAUGACGGCAUUAUGGCGUACGGCGGACCGUCGUCGUCCGGAAUGAUCGUGUGCAUCUACUUCAUCAUCCUGUUCAUCUGUGGAAACUACAUCCUUCUGAAUGUGUUCUUGGCCAUCGCUGUGGACAACCUGGCAGACGCCGAGUCUCUGAACACGGACACCGAUGAUAAAAAGAAAGGGGAUGAAAAUGAUGAAAAUGAGGAUGAUGUCAAGGCCGGAGAGGAGGAUGAGAAGGACAAUGCAGAGGAGGACGAAGAGGCGGCGGACGUUCCCGCGGGGCCUCGCCCAAAGAUCUCGGAGCUUGUUAAGAAGGAGAAAAUCACUCCGAUCCCAGAGGGCAGUGCGUUCUUCAUCUUUAGCAGCACAAACCCAUUUCGGGUUGCAUGUCACAAACUGAUAAACCAUCACAUCUUCACCAACCUCAUUCUGGUUUUCAUCAUGCUAAGCUCCGCCUCCUUGGCAGCCGAGGAUCCAAUCAGAAACUUCUCAGCUCGCAAUAUCAUACUUGGUUACUUUGACUAUGCCUUCACGGCUAUCUUUACUGUAGAGAUCGUGUUGAAGAUGACCACGUACGGUGCGUUUCUCCACAAGGGGGCGUUCUGCAGGAAUUACUUUAAUCUGCUGGAUUUGCUGGUGGUUGGCGUUUCUCUGGUCUCCUUUGGCAUACAAUCAUCUGCCAUCUCAGUGGUGAAAAUCUUGAGAGUUCUGCGGGUGCUGCGUCCGCUCAGGGCCAUAAACCGAGCUAAAGGACUGAAGCAUGUGGUCCAGUGUGUGUUCGUGGCCAUCAGAACGAUCGGAAACAUCAUGAUUGUCACCACACUUCUGCAGUUCAUGUUCGCGUGCAUUGGCGUACAGCUCUUCAAGGGGAAGUUUUACCGUUGCAAUGAUGAAACCAAGUCAACCUCAGAGGCGUGCAAGGGAACUUAUAUCUUGUUUAAGGAGGGAGAUGUGAAUCAGCCGACCAUUCAGAAGCGUCAGUGGCACAACAGCGAAUUCAACUUUGAUAACGUGCUCAUGGCCAUGAUGGCUCUGUUCACAGUGUCCACGUUUGAAGGCUGGCCAGCGUUGUUGUACAAAGCCAUCGACUCUAACCGCGAGAACAUGGGCCCGAUCUACAACUACCGCGUGGAGAUUUCCAUCUUCUUCAUCAUCUACAUCAUCAUCAUUGCCUUCUUCAUGAUGAACAUUUUUGUGGGUUUCGUCAUCGUGACCUUUCAGGAACAGGGAGAGAAGGAAUAUAAAAACUGUGAGCUGGACAAAAACCAGCGUCAGUGUGUGGAGUAUGCGUUGAAAGCGCAUCCUCUCAGGCGGUACAUCCCCAAAAAUCCAUACCAGUAUAAGUUUUGGUAUGUGGUGAACUCCACCGGCUUCGAGUACAUCAUGUUCGUCCUGAUUUUGCUGAACACCAUCUGUCUCGCCGUCCAGCAUUAUGGUCAGUCUGAGCUGUUCAACUAUGUGAUGGACAUUCUGAACAUGGUGUUCACUGCUGUAUUCACAGUGGAGAUGGUUCUCAAAUUAAUCGCUUUUAAACCCCGGCAUUAUUUCACUGACGCGUGGAACACGUUUGACGCCUUAAUAGUUGUCGGUAGCGUGGUAGAUAUCGCUAUCACCGAAGUCAACCCCACAGAGGCACCUCAGGUGGAUGAGUCGGGGAACACGGAGGACAGCGCUCGCAUCUCCAUCACCUUCUUUCGGCUUUUCCGAGUCAUGCGAUUGGUCAAGCUGCUGAGCAGAGGAGAGGGGAUUCGAACCCUCCUUUGGACCUUCAUCAAGUCCUUCCAGGCUCUGCCAUAUGUGGCUUUAUUGAUAGCGAUGCUCUUCUUCAUCUAUGCUGUGAUUGGCAUGCAGAUGUUUGGGAAGAUUGCAAUGGUGGACCACACACAGAUCAACAGAAACAACAACUUCCAGACGUUUCCACAGGCCGUGCUGUUGCUCUUCAGAUGUGCAACAGGUGAAGCCUGGCAGGAUAUCAUGUUGGCAUGUAUGCCGGGAAAACUGUGUGACCCGGAAUCGGACUAUAAUCCCGGUGAAGAGAUGACCUGCGGAAGCAACUUUGCCAUCAUAUACUUCAUCACCUUCUACAUGCUCUGCGCCUUCCUGAUCAUUAACUUGUUUGUGGCUGUCAUCAUGGACAACUUUGACUAUCUGACCCGUGAUUGGUCAAUUCUGGGACCGCAUCACCUUGAUGAAUUCAAGAGGAUUUGGUCAGAGUACGACCCAGAGGCCAAAGGUCGAAUAAAACAUUUGGAUGUUGUGACGCUGUUACGACGCAUUCAGCCUCCGCUCGGCUUUGGCAAACUAUGUCCUCACAGAGUCGCCUGCAAGAGACUGGUUGCGAUGAACAUGCCUCUCAACAGCGACGGGACGGUCAUGUUCAAUGCCACACUUUUUGCUCUCGUGAGAACAGCCUUGAAGAUCAAAACAGAAGGUAACUUGGAGCAGGCCAACGAAGAGCUCCGGGCCGUUAUUAAGAAGAUCUGGAAGAGAACCAGCAUGAAACUUCUGGAUCAAGUGGUGCCCCCUGCUGGUGAUGAUGAGGUAACCGUGGGGAAGUUCUAUGCCACUUUCCUGAUACAGGACUACUUUAGGAAAUUCAAGAAACGCAAAGAAGAAGGUCUGGUGGGCAUCCACCCAGCUCAGAACAACACGGCCGUUGCCCUGCAGGCCGGCCUCCGUACGCUGCAUGACAUUGGGCCAGAAAUUCGCCGCGCGAUAUCGUGUGACCUGCAGGAUGACGAGCUAGUAGACUUUUUACCCGAGGAGGACGAAGAAAUUUAUAGGCGAAACGGGGGACUGUUUGGCAACCACCUCAAUCAUAUAAACGGAGACUCCAGGAGGAGCUCCGGCCAUCAGACGAACGCCACACAGCGCCCCCUGCAGGUGCAGCCACCCCCGCAUUACGCACACAUGGAGCAACCCGUGGGGCGGCUGGGUCGCGCCAAUGCCAUGGCGCAGCAAAACCAUCAUCGCCAUCACCACCAUCAUCACCAUCAUCACAAUUCCUACAACAAGUCACCCAAGUCGACCAACAUCAAUCUCAACAACGCCAACAUUUCCAGUUUGCCCAACGGAGGGCACAAUCGGUUCUACGAGCAUGUGCCCGCCAAUGGCUACCCAGGAUCGUAUUAUGGAGAUUACGACAAGCCCAGAACUCCUAAUGGGCAAAGAAGGCGCUACUUUGAGACCUAUGUUAGGUCACACGGCAGCGACAGAAGACAGCCAACAAUACGCCGUGAGGAAGAGUGCGAUGAAGACCGCAACUCAGCGGAGUAUUACAGCGGAGAGGAGUUUUAUGAAGAUGACAGCAUGCUGUCUGGUGACAGGUACCCUAACAGUGACCAGGAGUACGAGACACCGCGGGGUUACCACCAUCCUGACGGUUACUAUGACGAUGAUGAGCAGCCCCUUUAUCAUGAGUCACACAGGUCGCCAAAGAGAAGAUUGCUUCCUCCUACACCACAAGGUCAUCGGAGGUCGUCCUUUAAUUUUGAGUGUCUGCGAAGGCAGAAUAGUCAAGAUGACCUUCUUAACCAGCGUACCGCUCUACCCUUACAUCUCAUGCAACACCAGGUGAUGGCAGUAGCAGGUCUAGACUCCAACAGGGCUCACAGGCUUUCACCAACACGAUCUACCAGAUCAUGGGCGUCACCUCCACCCACUCCUGCGAGUAAAGACCGGACGCCGUACUCCACGCCCCUGAUCCGCGUGGACCGCCCUCUGAGGGACAGCGUGAGCAGCAGUCGAUCAUCCGUCAGAAAGAGCUCGUGGUACACAGAUGACCCCGAGUACCAGCAGAGGAAUUACUCACCCAUUCACCUGCAGGUCCCGCCUGAGUACAGAAACCAGUACCAUCAGAAGAGAGGCAGUGCCACCAGUUUGGUGGAGGCGGUCUUGAUAUCAGAAGGAUUGGGUCGCUACGCCAAAGAUCCAAAGUUCGUGUCGGCCACGAAGCACGAGAUCGCAGACGCGUGCGAGAUGACCAUUGACGAAAUGGAAAGCGCCGCCAGCCAUCUCCUGAACGGCACCAUCACGCCAGCCGUCAACGGCAUCAACGUGUUUCCCAUACUGGACCAGAAAGACUAUGAGCUACAGGACGUGUCGGCUAGUUACAGCGACGAGGAACCGGAGCCUGAACCUCGGCCGCGGUACGAGGAGGACCUGGCGGAUGAAAUGAUAUGCAUUACCACUUUAUAGCAUUUGCUAACAGACGAGCGCGUUCUUUGAAAACUGAUCAAACGAAAAUAAAGUAUAUUCAUUGGCUUACUACCUAAAGAAGUGCCUUCACAGCGGAACGGAAAGGCACCGAAAGCACGGACGAGUCGGUCUUGCCCCACAAGGAGUCACGUGAACUGGUGAAUCGGACGCAAUCGUGGGGACCGCUUGACGACGUUAAGCUCUGAAAGCGAAUUUUAAUUGGCUGCUUGUACUGUCACUGCAGGAAAUGGACCAAUGAGCAGCGAGGCGAGGGACCCGGGGGCGGGCUGUUUCCAAGGUGAUGACAAUCAGAGCGAAUAUACAGUAUGUCAUUACCUCAGUCACUUUAAGGGUUUUGCAUAUCAAGCACGUUGCAAGCUCAAUGCAAGCUAAGUAUGGCACAUCCCUCCUCAAAGGCUUUAGUUUGAACGUACGACCCAUACUUUAUUUUACUAACGAUAAGGCAAACUGCAUAUUUUAGAGAACAAACGCUUACUACACAACACUGGUUUACAAUAAGGAUAUCAUGCUGGUAUGUGGUAAACUGGACAAACUUUACAAGACAAUUUCAGCAUUUGUGUUGAAUGCACUAGCAGGCAGGUUAUUUUUUAAAUUUAGGAUAGCCUGUUUGAUAUUUCAUAAUAUGCUGUAAAUGACUUGUGAUAUAAGGCAAAAGAAGAACUUUGUAAAGAGACGUUAUAUAUUUUGUAAUUAUGUACUGUACUGUACUGUACAAAAAAAAGAGAUCAGCAAUAUUAAUCCUUAUUGAUGUUAUCGCAUUACAAAAAGACGACGUUCUGUGUUAUUUUGAUAGGUACUGUACCUGAUUAAAUCCUGGGCCUUUAUUCUUUGCUCAUAUGCAUACUCGUAAUUUAGAACAAAAAAGCCAAUUUUUUAUGAGAUUACGUCUGUGACACCCGCACAAAAUAUGCAAGUCGUUUCUUUCGUUUUCCGUUUCAUAAGUAGUGUUCCUUUAAAAUCUACAGCAUGCAGUAUGGGUCACAAAAGUCAACCUCCUUUACGGGGCUUUUCGUAGGGCUUAACAGAAUAGUGUCUUAAUCGUGUCCGUGGGUUUAUUAAAGGAGUCUGUCGAUGUUUGGUUGCAUAUUUUGUGCAGGGGAGGCGCGCAGGAAGGUGCGACGGUAAAUGCGCAUUAACAAUGCUGCUUAAUUAGUCUGCAAUUAAACUGUACGACCCUCGCCAGGAAAAUUCUGCCACACGGAGAAGCCUGCUGCCGCUAGCUGAUCUAUGAAUAGCAAACUUAUUCCCAGAGUACUGCGGAGGGAAACCCAAAGCUAAUUUCAGGUCGGCAAUUAAAUUCCACCGACAUCACAGGGUGUUUCGCGCCUUGAUGGGGACGUAUUAAAAUUAAGGUUUUUUAAAAAUGGUUAUGAAGAUCAUGAUAAUAAGAAGGAUUAUGAAAGAAACCAUGAGGUGAUGGGAACGUUUCAGGUUGUUUAAAGUGUAUGUUCACAUCGUGCAUCCUUAAAGGGACAGUUCACCCAAAAAACAAAAAUUCUGCCAUUAUUUAAUUGUUCCAAAAUACUUCGCAUAUGGCUCAUACAGUAUAUUACACGUAUAUUCCUAGUCUUCUUAAGUCAUACGUGGUAGCUUUGCAUAGGCAGUUACGUAUUUGAAGUUAACGUGAAGCUUUGGAAGACUCAGGAUGUAAUGCACACGGCAUAUUGACUUAGGCCGUGUUCAGACUUGACUUCUUUUUCGAAGCUGCUAGCGUCUGUUUUACAUUAUAAUCCUAUGGAGUAAACCGUGUUUUCAAAAAACGUCCUGAGCGCUUUUUUAAACGCCAGUGCCAGCGUCUUUUUCUGCAGCUCAGAGCGUCUUUUGAGGUUGAAAAAAGUUUAACUUUUCUGGAAAAAAAUGCCCUACGUCAAGCUCCUUUUUCACAGCUAACCAAUGACAGAGACCUGUCGUUUCCAUAACAACAUGCGAGGGACAUGAUUGGUCGAGAAGGCUCAAACUCUGAAAAAUAAAAUGGCGGCUGAAGCGCCCGUUGGAGCAUAGUUAUGAAUGUAAGUUUAAUUUUCACUUUCAACAACUUCUGAAUGCAUUUCUAGCGAGAAAUUAGUAUUGUAGUUUUUAAAUAUGUGAUUAGUUAUUGUAAAGACGCUCUCUGUUUAUAAUUCAAAUAGACUUCCGUUACGCUGCCUAUGUUUCUCUGGGCUGCCUUCGUGCACAGACGCUUCCUCCGAAGUCAUGGCGUUCGGCUGCUAUUUGUAACCAAACGCAGCCAGCUUUUUUUUUUCUAAAAAAGCACGUUUGUCAACUUUUUCUUGUCAAAAAAUAAGUCAAGUGUGAACAUGGCCUUAAGGUGUUUUUUGCCACAUUAACUAUAAGCUAUACAGAAUUCUGUUUUUGGCACAUUUUGUAACUAUAAGCUAUACAGAAUUCUGUUUUGUAGGAAAAAAACAUAGUAUGCAGGUUUGGAAUGGACAUUUUAGGGUGAACUGUUCCUUUAAGCAGAGCAAGAAACUGGUUAAGCAAUACCGAUCCGAAUUUCCCAUGCAUUGUUUCUAGUGUUAUUUACUUAUUUUGUUUUAUUUCACUGCUUCAUUGCAGCUCCGGCUUCUGCAGUUACCUCUUUUAGUGCAGGGGAAACAUAUCAGCAUUUGAAGCGUCCUUUUUGUGAGCAUUUUGCCUUUAAGGUGUUAUAAAAUUGAGGAUUUUCCAGAGACCUCGGUACGGGAAUACGCGAUUCAAUUGCCCUUUCUGUCACUUCCAACAGACAAAUUAAUGCCGAGCAUUAUGGGUAAAAAAUGUUUGACUGCAAAGGCCACUGCCCUGGAGCGCGGAGCUUCGGUACCGUGAAAAUAAAGGGAAGAAAUGGUUUUUGUGAGAACUGAUGUUUAUGAGUUUGAUCUCUUGUGUUUUGGAAGAGUACUGUGCUUUUCAGUCCAACCGAAUACUGUCGUGAAACUUGUGGGUUCAACCACUGCGUGUGCACAUCCGAAAGGGCUUCUGAAAUGAUCCUAGCGAAAAAAAACUACAUUGUGUUCUGGUCUUCAUGUCAGUUAUACUGCAUCUUGUUAAUGGACCAAUGCACAUUCUUGGCACAUUGUACUAUUCGUAGCAAUUACUGGUAAGGACAAUAAAAUAUGCAUUAUUUUUAAUAAAGGAAAAACUUUAAAAAAAAACCUUGUUAAACGAAAGAUUUAACUUUUACCUCGUGUCAGGGACUCCUGAAAAGAAGAAAUUUGGUUCUUGAUUUACCAAUGGAAUUUUACUCUUAGCACAUGUUCGUCUUUGCACAAAUUACUGUAACGUGCAAUUUGUUUUCCUUGUUUUCUAUUCAUAUUUUGUGUAUUAAGGUGGGCAAUUUUUGUAAUUUUUCUGUGACUGUGCGUACGGUUUAGUGAAUAUAUAUUUGUCAUUCGCAUUUCACCUUUCAGUGCUGGAACAGAUGAGGAGAACGGAGAAAUAAAGGUGCACACCUUUGUAUUGUUAACGUCAGCGUUAGCAAAAAAUGAAAAAAAGUAUUAUGCGCAUUUAGAGCCACAUAUGUUGAUUAUCACAUUUUCAUCUAGAGUUGUUGCUACUACUAUUAUAUAAUUUUUAUGAAUAAUGCUGUAAGAUUAUAGUGUAACAUUUGUACAAAAGUAAUGGAAAGAUGUGUGGUGGUGGUGGUGGUGAUGUUCUUCUUUUGAAGGUCCUUCUCUUUGCUCUGUUAUGGUUUUUAUUCCAUGAGGAAAAAAGAAAAACGAUUUUCUCUUCGUAGCAGAUGACUUCUAAUAUCCCUCUAGGUUUUGUAUGGAUACAUUUUUCUUUUUUUGUAAUUUUCCUAUUUAUUUUGGCCUGGACUUGAUUUGAAUCCAUAUUGAAAUUUUAUUUUCUAAUGAUUAAUACUGAAUAAACUUAAUGAAUAAACAAGAAAUAAACG
Triplophysa rosa is the source of this 10442-nucleotide messenger RNA. RefSeq names its product calcium channel, voltage-dependent, L type, alpha 1D subunit, a (gene cacna1da). Gene Ontology annotation, molecular function: high voltage-gated calcium channel activity. The transcript has 48 exons. Lineage: Eukaryota; Metazoa; Chordata; Actinopteri; Cypriniformes; Nemacheilidae. Gene Ontology annotation, biological process: calcium ion import across plasma membrane. The coding region runs from base 356 to 6547 and encodes 2063 amino acids. Gene Ontology annotation, cellular component: voltage-gated calcium channel complex; membrane. The record is from RefSeq and is a predicted model, not a curated record.